Stylophora pistillata is the source of this 599-nucleotide messenger RNA. Its product is annotated as procollagen C-endopeptidase enhancer 1-like. The record is from RefSeq and is a predicted model, not a curated record. NCBI's taxonomy places the organism in Eukaryota, Metazoa, Cnidaria, Anthozoa, Scleractinia, Pocilloporidae.
CUGAUGGGUCAGACCGGAAUACAGGGUUUGAAGUACGUUAUGCUUCAAUGGAUAAUACCACAAAACUGGAUCCCACCUCAAACUGCAGCAAAAAGUUUUUGAAAAAAGCAGGUGGAACAUUAUUUACUCCCAACUGGCCUUUGACGUACCAUCAAAACGCUGAGUGUACAUGGAAUUUUUCAAUUUCAUCAGGGAGGGAAAUUCGCUUGUUUUAUACAAGCUUUAAAUUGGGAGGAAAUCCUUUUUGCAAUAAAAACAGGGAAAACGACGAGGAUGAGUUACGCAUCACUGGUACAAACAUAACAAGCCAAGAGAUAUACAUUGAGAAAAGGAUCUGCUCUCAUUCAUCUCUUUCUUUUAAGUCCUAUUUCACAUUAAAACAAAUGAAGAAUGUGCAGGUCAAAUUUGCAUCAGAGGGUACCACACAAACCAAAUCCGACGAGAGUGGAGUUGUUGUUAAUUACGCAAGUUACAGAGCAGCCUCGACUUUAUUGGGAUGCCACAGCCAUGCAACAGUUGAACCUUCAACAGGUAAAUCAUCAACAGUUAAACAAUCAACACUUAAACCUUCAACAGUUAAACAAAUAAAAACACUCUGA